Molecule: messenger RNA, 3571 nt
Organism: Moesziomyces antarcticus
Lineage: Eukaryota; Fungi; Basidiomycota; Ustilaginomycetes; Ustilaginales; Ustilaginaceae
Exons: 1
Molecular function (GO): ATP hydrolysis activity; DNA binding; TBP-class protein binding
Source: RefSeq, a predicted model, not a curated record
AUGGCGGCCACGCGUUUGGACCGACUCGUGUCGCUGCUCGACACCGGCUCCACCCCAGCCAUCCGCGCCACUGCCGCCAAGCAGCUCGGACAGAUCGCCGCCGUUCGCAUCCGUGGCCAGAGCACCACGCAACAUCACACUGCUGCCCAUCCCAAGCCGCCAAAGACCGAGUCUGCUUCCACGACAAAUGGCUUCGCUUCGGGCGUCUCCACACCCACGGUCGAUCCGGAAGCCGACGGCCUCGUCAAGACCGAAGACGCGUCUGCAGCGCCGCCCAGCCGCGCCGGCAAGUUCGGCACCACCGAGCAGAUCAACAAGCAGCACAGCUUUGCCGGCCCCUCUACCGAAGAACAACUCGGCGUCUAUAGAGGCACCGACGGCGACUGGGACGAGAUCACCUCCUACCUUGCUCGCGUCGUCCCCUUCCUUCGCUCCAAGAGCUGGGACACGCGUGUUGCUGCUGCCCUCGCCAUCGAGAGCAUCUGCCAUGCAGCCGGCAUCUGGGACCCAGACAUCGAGCCGUCCAAGCCAGGCGAGAGCUCCAAGUCGGUUCUUGCGGCUGAAGACGACUCCAAGGACGCCAAGCCCGACAUCUUGGAACUGCUUGCCACCGAGUCGCUGCUGACCUUUGACGCAUUCUCGCUGCCCACCGUCCUGGCUACGGGCACCAAGCUUCUCUCGUCCGCAGGCAAGGAGUUCGAACAGGCCUCGCUCGCCGCUGGCGCUGACCGCCUCGCCCAAGCCAAGAAGGAUGUGGUCAGCAAGCUCGGUCUUGGAUUCGGCCUCGACGAGAUGGACAUCGGCAUGGACGUCGAGGCAGAACUCAAAGGCGGCGAGACGGCCACGGCAGCCUCCAUCCCGCGUUCCUCCCAAGGCAACGUCGAUUGGCGCACGGCUGCCGGCGGUACCAAGUCCAAACUCCCACCCCCACGCUUCGGCGCCGCCGGCUCUCCGGGCGGCUCUUCGCUUCCCCCACCGCGAUUCGCUGCUCCCUCUUCGCCCUCGCCAGCCACUCCGACAUUCGCAUCGGCGGCUACGGCUCCAUCCCCGUCUCCGGCACCUCCAACGUCCGCCUCCGAGACGCCUGCCGACGAGAUCGACAUGAGCAAGCUCAGUGCGCGCGAGCGCAACGCACUCAAGCGCAAACGCAAGCUCGAAGGCAAGAAUGGCGGCCCCGAGCCAAAGACGCGUGUGCUCGACAGCGCCGAUGCUUCCUCUCCUGGCCUCGCCGCCGGCUCCGGUCUUCGUGUCAAGACGCCGUCCGGUCACACUCCCGCCACACCCGUCCAGCCGGAUGGCGCAAACGACUACCUCUCAGCAGGACCGCCUCCCGCUCCCAAGCAUCCUGCGGGCGGUCCGGGCUCUUUGCCCGCCGUCACCGGCAGCGUCGGCACUCCGACACCCAUCGGCGACGCACCUGGCUCGCCCGCCGCUGCUUCCUCCCCCGCUCCCGGCGGUGCAGCGCCCGCCACGUACGCAUCGACAUCGAAUCCGUUUCAGGUACGACCGGGUGAGUGGCCCUUCCGCCUUGUCGUCGACACGCUCAGCGUCGAUCUCUUCAGUCCCACGUGGGAGACGCGCCAUGGCGCCGCCCUCGGUCUUCGCGAGCUCCUCAAGACACAGGGCUCGGGCGGCGGAAAGGUGCAGCUCGCCUCGCCGGACGACAACGCCAAGAUGCACAAGGCGUGGUGCGACGACAUCUCCAUCAAGCUCCUCUGCGUCUUUGCACUCGACCGUCUCGGCGACUUUGUCUUUGACCAGGUCGUCGCCCCCGUCCGCGAGACGGCGAGCCAGACACUCGCCUGUCUCAUGCCACACAUGCCCGAGUCGUCCAUCGUCUCGGUGCACAAUGUGCUGCUCCAGAUGAUCCGCCAAGACCAUGCUGCCGAAGGCGCAGCCACCGACGCCCACACCGGCUUCGCCGCCAAGCGAGGCAAGAAGGGCUACGUCUGGGAGGUUCGCCAUGCCGGCCUGCUCGGUCUCAAGUACGAAGUGGUCGUCAAGAAGGAAAUGCUCAUGAACGCCGCUAUCGUCAAGAAGGAAGAGCCAGUGGUCAAGAAGGAAGAAUCCGACGCAACAACGGACGGUGCAUUGGCUGAUCCCAGUAGGAUGCUCCAGGACGUGGUAGAAGUGGCCAUCCUCGGCCUCAAGGACGAAGACGACGACGUGCGUGCGGUCGCAGCGUCGGCACUGGUGCCCAUCGUCGACGUGAUCCUCGAGAAGCUUCCACGUGAGGUCGGUCGCCUGCUCGACCAGCUGUGGGACUGCCUCGGCGACCUCAAAGAUGACCUCGCCAGCAGCAUUGGUGUCGUCAUGGACCUGCUUGCCAAGCUGGUCGAGCGCCCUGGCAUCGUGGUGCACCUUCGCGCUGAAGCGCAGGAGGAACGUGCCCUCUCGCUUCUCAUCCCACGCCUGUUUCCCUUUUUCCGACACACGAUCACCAGCGUGCGACUCUCGGUGCUCAAUGCGCUGCGUGUCUUUCUCACCGUUUCCUCGCUGCCCAAGGAUUGGAUCGACGAGCGCGUGCUGCGGCUGCUCUUCCAGAAUCUCGUCGUCGAGGAGAAGCUGCCCAUCCGCCGCGCAAGUGCCGACGCCUGGAACCAUGCGCUCGCCCACGUGGCCGGCGAUGCCGAUACGGUGCGCAAGCUGCUCGGACCGCACGUCGUCAACUUCUUCCGCAUCAUCAUGACGCCGCUCGGCUCUCCCAUCGACUUUUCGCUCUUCUACAGCGCAUCCUUCGGCACCAGCAGCCACGCCGAUGCCAACCGCCACAACGUCGACAAGGGCAUCCUCACGCAGGAUCUGUCGCUCGUCGGCGUCGACGCCGUCAUCCGUGGCCGUCUCAGUGCGGCGGAAGCCCUCGGUGGCGCCAUGGCCCGCUUCCCGCGCCAAGACGAUGCAUCCGCGUUCGGUGGCGUCCUCGUCGAGUACAUCGAUUCCACGUCGGCUCUGCAAAAGUGUCUCACCGCCGCCAUCGUCCAGGAAUGGGCGCAAGCCUCGGCCAAUCUCGGCAGCGACUUGAAGGAGACGAGCCCCAUUACGCCCGAUCUCUCCCGCCGCCUCAUCAGCGUGCUUGAGACCCCGGCUCCACCCACGUACGCCGAGAUGACCGUGAUGCUGCAGCGCCUGCAGGUCGAGUCCCAAGGCUUGUACAACUCGUUCCAGCGCGACGCCAAGGUGCCGAAAGCAAAGAUCCCGGCGCUGCCCACCACCGUCGACCCACUCGGCAUGAUGGUCGACGCCUUCACCAUCGACACGGCCAAGCAUGUUGCGCAGAACGGCUUCGAGGCGCUCCUCGCCCUGGCGCCGUCCAAGGCCAAAAAGGCGGCGCUACCGCUGCUCGAAGACCGCCAGCGCAAGCUGAUUACCGCCAUCGGCUUUUACCAGGCGAACAAGGAGAGGCAGGACACGCAGGUGUUUGCCUCGAUUGCUGGCGCCGUCAUCUCGCUCAAGAUGCUGCCUGCCAAGCUCAAUCCGGUCAUCCGCAGCGUCAUGAACAGCGUCAAGUUCGAAGAGAAUCUGGACCUGCAGACGCGCUCGGCGCGCUCGGUGGCCAAGCUGAUCGAGUUCA